This is a messenger RNA of Haemonchus placei, 381 nucleotides long. Lineage: Eukaryota; Metazoa; Nematoda; Chromadorea; Rhabditida; Trichostrongylidae. The record is from the annotation of a GenBank genome assembly.
AUGGAUGCCGUUGCACGAAUGUCAGCUAUUUGGAAUAUACCCAUCAUUGGUUACAUGGCAGCUUCAAACUCGCUAUCGGACAAGAAGGCGUAUCCAACGCUGGCUCGGGUUUCGAUAAGAACAACGAGCUCUUUGGCAGAAGCCACAACUGCACUUUUGCGUCACUAUGGAUGGAACAAGGUAGCAAUAGUAACCAACCUUGGUGGCUUGGCAUAUGAUCGCACAGUUGCAUUCGAGGAAGUUUUUCAUGCGAGGCAGAUCAGAGUAGUCAAAAAGGUACAUUCCUUCCUUGAUGACGGUAAAGAAAUGGGUCGAAGAAAAUUGAAGGGAAUACAUUUCCAGCCUGCACAUUUAGAUGAGAGAGUUGGUUCGGCGAUCUAA